Molecule: messenger RNA, 1891 nt
Organism: Coturnix japonica (Japanese quail)
Lineage: Eukaryota; Metazoa; Chordata; Aves; Galliformes; Phasianidae
Product: cytosolic purine 5'-nucleotidase
Molecular function (GO): 5'-nucleotidase activity
Source: RefSeq, a predicted model, not a curated record
CGGAGGGGAGCGGAGGAGGAGGAGGCGGCGGUGAUGGGCAGCGAGGGACAGAGGGGCCCGGCGAUGGGGGGGGGCGACCCCCGGGCACUGCGCAGGGACUGCCAGCAUCGGAUCUUCGUGAACCGCAGCCUGGCGCUGGAGAAGAUCAAGUGCUUCGGCUUCGAUAUGGAUUAUACCUUGGCCAUGUAUAAAUCACCUGCCUACGAGGAGCUGGGCUUCAGGCUGCUGCUGGAGCACCUGGUGUCCAUCGGGUACCCCACCGAGAUCCUGCACUACAAAUACGACCCCACCUUCCCCACCCGGGGGCUGGUGUUCGACGCGCUCUAUGGGAACCUGCUGAAGGUGGACUCUCAUGGCAACCUGCUGGUCUGCGCCCACGGCUUCCGCUUCCUCCGGGGGGCUGAGAUCCUGCACUACUACCCCAAUAAGUUCAUCCAGCGGGACGACACCAAGCGCUUCCACAUCCUCAACACCCUCUUCAACCUGACGGAGACCCACCUGUACGCCUGCCUGGUGGACUUCUUCUCCAACUGCCCCAGAUAUGUCAGCUGUGACACUGGCUACAAACACGGGAACCUCUUCAUGUCCUUCCGCAGCAUGUUCCAGGACGUGCGCGAGGCCAUGGACCAAGUUCACCUCUCGGGCUGCCUGAAGGAGAAGACAUUGGAGAACCUGGAGAAAUACGUGGUGAAAGAUCCCCGUGUGCCACUGCUGCUGAGCCGCAUGAACGAAGUUGGGAAGGUGUUUCUUGUGACAAACAGCGACUACAAAUACACAGAUGCCAUCAUGACCUACCUGUUCGACUUUGGUGAUGGUGACAAGACCGGGACCCCCCCACGUCCCUGGCGCUCCUACUUCGACCUCAUCGUGGUGGACACCCGCAAGCCGCUCUUCUUCGCCGAGGGCACCGUCCUGCGCCAAGUCAACACGGACACGGGGAAGCUGCGCAUCGGGACCUACACGGGGCCCCUCCAGCACUGCGCUGUGUACUCCGGUGGCUCGUCAGACUUGGUGUGUGACCUGCUGGGCGUGAAGGGCAAGGACAUCCUGUACAUGGGGGACCACAUCUUCGGGGACAUCCUCAAGUCCAAGAAGCGGCAGGGCUGGCGCACCUUCCUGGUGGUGCCCGAGUUGGCCCGAGAGCUGCAGGUGUGGACGGAGAAGAGCGAGCUGUUCGAGGAGCUGCGGAGCCUGGACCUGUUAUUGGCAGAGCUGUACCAGCAUUUGGACAGCGGCAGCAGCGAGCGGCCGGACAUCAGCUCCAUCAAACGGCACAUCCAGAAAGUCACACACGAGAUGGACAUGUGCUACGGGAUGAUGGGGAGCCUCUUCCGCAGCGGCUCCCGGCAGACACUGUUUGCCAGCCAGGUGAUGCGCUACGCUGACCUCUACGCAGCCUCCUUCCUCAACUUCCUCUACUACCCCUUCAGUUACCUCUUCCGGGCACCCUCUGUCCUGAUGGCCCAUGAGUCAACGGUGGAACACGGCCCCAUAGAUGCUGGAGAGGGAAGCGCAGCCCUGGAGCUGCAGCUGGAGCAGCACAGCCAACAGGUUCUGGGGCUCCCCCAGGACUCCAGCGGGGAGGAGGAAGAGGACGGCGAGGCCUGAGCCCACUGAUCCCCAGCAGACAGCGGGUGCUGCCCCUGGGCUGAUGGUAGCAGAGCAUCCCCGCAGCACGGUGCCCAUCUCCACCCCCAGGAGCUGCUGCAGGGCAGCACGAUGCACCCAGCAGCUCAAUCAGCUCCAGCACUGGGAACUGCUCUGGGGGAGGGGGUUGAUGCCCGAAGAUAACAAGGUCCUGGGGCCAGCACUGCUCCCUUUUACCUGCUGAGAGUCCCAACCUCUCCCCUUCUUUACCUUUGUCUAUUUAUAAAAGGCACGCUCACAUCUU